AUGCAGGACAGCGACCCGCUGGAGAACCUGCUCGGGUCCAAGGCCUGGCCACCACUUCCGGGACCCAAGUCGGAGCUUGUGCGUCCGUAUGCUGGGCUGACCAUUGCGGCAGGCAGCAGCGAGGGUCUGGCGCUGGAGGAGCUGACAUCGCUGCACGCGGCGGUGCAGAUGUCCGAGGUCGCCUUUGCCACCCGCGAGCUAGACGAGCUGAUGGAGCGGAUGGGCGAGCUGGAGAAGACGCUGAUGCGGUACGACUGGACCGAGCUGCUCAAGUCUGUGGCGGUGUACGGACUCGAUCCCGUGCAGGCGAGCCAGCUCGAUGCCGACUCGGCCGACCACCAGCCGACGUUCAUCACCCAGCCGUCCGAAGCUGGCGGGAGCGGGAGCGGGGCCGUGGCCGUGGCUGCGCCCGGAACGCCUGCGGCCGAGGCGCGGAUCCGUGCUGCGGCGCUGCCGACCAACGCGCGGGCGCUUUACGCCAAUGUGCAGAACAACAUUGUGACGGUGGCCAAGUACCCGGGCUUCAAUCCCGAUGCUACGACGCCGCUGCCGCUGCCAGAGGACCGCAACGCGGCAGACAUCAUGCUGUUUGUCAGCGAGCUCUUCACCUUUGUGCCCACCAUGUCGAUGGGCGAGUGGAAGCUGCUGUUCCGGUCGCGGCUCUCCAUCGAUAUUCUGCAGGACGUGUUCUGGUGGUUCUGGUGCUCCGAGUACAACACUUCCAAGCUGCAGUCGGCGGCCAAGGCUUCGGACAUGAACGCCAUGUUUGAUCGCAUCGCUGACAACUACACCCGACUCUUUAUGCUCGUCCCGCCCAAGUUCAAGGACGACUUUUUCAAGCGCUACCCGUCGUGCCUGGCCAUGGCGCUCUUUCGCUCCUUCUGCGAAGCCUUCCCGCAGUCGGUCUUCACCGCCUUUGGCCCGCCGUUCAAAGACAAGCUCUGCAACAUGGUGUACCUGUGGAUGUCUGGGACCAAGGCGCCGUACCGGGUGUGGGCGACGUGGCCGGCGGCGCUCCUGCCCGACUCGAAGGACUUUGUUACCAUUGUGCACGAGACCGCCAUGCAGGUCAUGGAGGACUUUGAGCAGGAGACCCGAGCGUCAAUGGAGGACUUGCCGGGCUCGACGUCUGCACCACGCAAGACUGCGACGCUGCACAAGAUGUUCCAGCGCCAUCGCGAGGGCGCUGCACGGGUUAGCGGACGCGGCCCGCGCCCGCCGUCGCCCGAGCCGGGCGCGCCGCCACUGGCACCUGCCCCGCCGUCAUCUGACCCGCCUCGGGCGCGGAGCUCGCUGAGAGCCCGCCGCGGGUUGUCAGCGGCCGGAGCAGGUGCAGGCCGCGAUGCUGCGCCGAAUUCGCCUGCCGCGCCGCGGGCCCCGCCGCGCGAUGCUUACAUGUUUGUCCCGUUCAACACCUGCGGCAACUGCCCGCUCAUCGCCCACCACCUCCGACUGUACAACAAGCACACCGACGCUGGGCGCGACGUCAUCGUGCAGCGCAUCGAGCGCGCGCCGUCGCCGCCCAACUCGCGACGUGCCAAGUCGUACCUCGGCGCUGCGGCGAGCGUGCUCGACGCGGUCAAGGCCGCCCGAGCCGAGUAUGCCGGCGCCCGGGCAGAGCUGCGUGCUGAGGUUGCGCGCGCCGAUGCCAAGCGCGACGCUGAGGUCGCCAUCAUCAACACCGCCCAGGACGAGGUCUUCUCCAUCCCUUCGCGCUCCGAGCGGCAGCUCCGCAUUCGCAAGCACGUCGACGAGCUCAUCGUCGAGAUUCUCCCCGAGCUCACAAUGGCCUGGGUCGAGGAGGUCGAGGGCACCGACGCCGCCUUUGGCGCCCAUCGAAACCGCGCCAUCGUGGCCGCUGUCACCUCGGCCGCAGCCUCGACCGCCCCUGCGUCAUCGGCAGGCGGACCAUAAACGUGUCUUUAUCUCGUC
Molecule: messenger RNA, 1932 nt
Organism: Thecamonas trahens ATCC 50062
Lineage: Eukaryota; Apusomonadida; Apusomonadidae
Exons: 2
Coding region: 1-1914 (637 amino acids)
Source: RefSeq, a predicted model, not a curated record